Molecule: messenger RNA, 6296 nt
Organism: Hippoglossus stenolepis (Pacific halibut)
Lineage: Eukaryota; Metazoa; Chordata; Actinopteri; Pleuronectiformes; Pleuronectidae
Product: transcriptional regulator ATRX
Exons: 35
Coding region: 170-5896 (1908 amino acids)
Cellular component (GO): nucleus
Molecular function (GO): ATP hydrolysis activity; ATP binding; ATP-dependent chromatin remodeler activity
Source: RefSeq, a predicted model, not a curated record
UUUGCCAACCUCCAAUCUGACCCAAAGGAAGAAACAGUGCACAUCACAUCUCUACAUGUUUUUUGUGACGAGAUGCGGACUUCUGGCUGAGCGACGUCAUUUGAAUCUGAUUAGUUUGCUGCUAUGAAACGAUAAGGACCUGAAGGACUUGGUUCGCCUGCUUUGCGACAUGUCCGCAGCGAUGCUCAGCACUACCACCAACAAGUUGAAUGUAUUGGUCAACAAGCUACACGAGUACUUAGCGCAUUCCACCGUUGAGGACAACAAUGGCACACCAACCUCAGAGGAUGCUGAUGAUCUGAAAAACAGCAGCUGUUCUGUGGGAAACUCAAGAGGCGAGACUGCAGCAGAGCCAGGUGUGGAUACCAGAUACUCAAGGAGAAAACCUUCUGUUGUCACAAAGCACUCUGGACUAGAUGAAUCAGGGGAUUCAAAUGCAAGUGAGGACGUUGAUUUACCAGCCACCGGAAAUGGUCACCUCGAUAUCACAAGACUGCCUAAAGGCACUGUACUGGUCAGGCCUGAACCAGUUGAUAAUGGAAGAGAUGACUUCAGGGGUCCUGAGUUUCGCAGCCGAAAAUCCAACGUACUGCGAAAAGAGUUCUCAAGAAGACGUGGAGGAGUUGAACAAAUGGGAAUCGUCAGUUGCACUGCAUGUGGCCGACAAGUGAACCACUUUCAGAGAGAUUCCUUCUACCGGCAUCCAAUUCUGAAAGUACUUAUUUGCAAGACUUGCUACAAGUAUUACUUAAGUGACGACAUCAGCAAGGAUGGAGAUGGAAUGGACGAGCAGUGCAGAUGGUGUGCUGAAGGAGGCAACUUGAUCUGUUGCGACUUCUGUAGUAACGCCUUCUGCAAGAAGUGUAUUCUAAGAAACCUGGGAAGGAAGGAGCUGUCUGGCAUCUUGGAGAGUAAAUGGUACUGCUACGUGUGCAGCCCAGAGCCCCUUUGUGAUCUGGUGUUGGCUUGUGACAGCGUCCUCGAUAACAUGGAGCAUAUAUGGCAACAGCAGCGCAGGAGAAACCGAGCGGGGCCAGAGAAAUCUGAACUCUACGGCAUCUUGCCACACUCACCAUCAAACAUUCCUUUGGGUAUGGAUGGUAAUGUGGUGUUCAACUACAACACCCUGCAGAUUUCCAAGGAGGUGACAAAAAAAGCGAAACAUUUAGUGGAUUCUACCAACAUGUUAAACCGAACAUUUAUCAAUUUCAUUCAUACUGUGACGGUAAACAAAAAAACACCUGCUGUUCGCCAUUUGUACUUUAAGUCUUUUUUGUCAGUCGUUAAAGGCUUGAGAAGAUCACUCACUGUAUUUGAAGAAAACCUUAAGGAAGAAUUUAGUGACAUGGACGUAUUAAGCAAUUGGGAGAAACUCCUUAGUGAUGGCUUUGAAACACAACCUGUGACAGACACAGAGCUGGAUGUCUCUAACGAAAGAUGCUUGAGUGACUUGCAGAAAUUGGCAGCUGAACAUAUGGAAGAUGAGGAUUCUGAAUCCAAGGGAUUCAUAGAUGGGAGAAGUCCACAUGAGUGCCCCAGGGAGGACAUGGAUUUAGAUUCACACGAAGCUGGACAGAGCACGCAAAAGACGAGCCCAAAGCCGUCUGAAACAGGGGUCAGCAUGACAAAAAAACUAGUUGUAAAACUUACACCUGUGCCUAUGGAGCAGGAGCCCUCCUCUCAUGCCCCAAAGAUGCAAGAGGACAUUCACACAAGGGAUAAAAAGCCAAAAAAAAGAGAUGUAUCAGAAGAUAAGGAGACGGGUGUUGUGCCUUCUAAAACUGACAGCAAGCUGAGCAGUGACAGCACUAGUACAUCUCUACACCUAGAAGAGGAACAAGGCAAUAGACGGUCUCCUCGUGUGAAGACGACACCUUUGCGUCGACCAAGUGAUGUCAAGGCCCAAACAUCUCUUUCAGCAGCAGACAGUGACAGCGAUUCUGACCCUGAGGAAACACCCAGCACUGUACAAGCCAAAAACACUGAAGAACAAAGUCUGAGGCCAGCAAGGGACGACUCUGACUCAGACGAAGUCCCUCCAGCUCUGCUUGAGCGAGCAGCUAUGACACAAAGCUCUGAUGAAGCCCAGAGUGAUGAUGAUGGUGGCAAAGCGUCAACUCAGGUUGCCAAGAAAUGUCUGUUUUGGCUCACGAAGAACACCCCGAUCUCACCGGAGACGAUACGCCGCAAACGCAAGAUGCUGGAUCGCUCCCACGAGUCCGACUCGAGCGAGAGAAGAGUCAAAGCCCGGAGGGAAAUAGGGGCCGAUAACUUUAGUGACAAUCAAGACUCGCAGAAGAAAAUAAAACACUUGAACACGCUGAGGCCGAUAGGGAAGCCUCACCUCAUGAAACGAGAGGAGGAAGCUGUGGCGAGAAAGCAGGGAAGGUUACAGGCUGGGAAGUCUAAGACUAAAGCUCAUCAGGAAGAAUUGGAAUCGCCGUCAUCGAGUGAAGAAGAUGAACGUGAUGAUGACUCUGGGAGCGACGGAAGUGAUCAGAAAAUGAAGCCAAUCACUGAAGAUGUGGCCUUGCUGGGGGCAGCGGCAUUCCACCAAUCAUCAGGAGAUGAGGAGCAGUCUGGGCCCUCGUGGGCAGCAGAAGAUGAUGAUGAUCCAGAAAAUAGAAUCGCUAAGAAAAUGCUUUUGGCCCAAAUCAAAGCCAACUACUCGUCGGGGGAUGAAAUCUAUUCGGAGGAGGACACGCCGGAGGAGGAAUCUGAGUCUGAAGGUGGUGAUGAGGUCAAACAAGGCAAUCAGGAAAAUGGAGCAGAUGAAAAUGGGGAAGACUUGGCUUCACAACCCUCUGACAACACGUCUGAGGAUUCCAUCUCCAGACACCAUCUGCUCCGACACAAACUUACCUUAGACGAGGGGACGACAAGUGACAAGGGAGCAAAAGAGAGCGAAGUUGGAAAGAAGGGGAGGAAGAAAAAAGCUGGCAGCCAAUCCCAGAGCUCUGAUGGUGAAAGUGGCGAUGACAGUGACGAGACGAAUAUUGACGACCUUGGAUUGAGCGAAGUGCUGAGUGAAUCAGAAGAGGAGACCAAUGAAGACAAGCUCAAACGUCUGUCCACUAAGGUGAAGGAAAACCUUAGUAGUUCUCAACAGAAGGAACAAGUCCAAUGCAUUUGGUUGUCUGACACUGACAGUGAAAAGGAGCAGAAUGAUCCGGAGGAUGGUGAUGAGGGGACUGACGGUACAAAACAACGCAAAAAGAUCCGCAAAAUCAUCGACAACGAGAACCUCCGCGCCGAGACCCAGGAAGCACUGAGAGAGGAGGAGGAGAGGUGCAAACGCCUGGCAGAAAGGGAACAACAAAUGGAAGACAGGAGAGAGAUCAUUGUUAUAGAGGAUGAGCUGUCUCAGGUGGUUUGUCCGGUCACCACAAAGCUGGUCCUGGAUCAGGACGAGGAGACCAAGGAGCCCCUGGUUCAGGUGCACAGGAACCUGGUGACAAGACUGAAGCCUCACCAGGUGGACGGUGUCCAGUUUAUUUGGGACAGUUGUUGUGAGUCUGUGAAGAAGGCCAACUCUUCACCGGGGUCAGGCUGUAUACUGGCACACUGCAUGGGCCUGGGGAAGACUCUGCAGGUGGUAACGUUCCUCCACACAGUGCUGCUCUCAACUAACCUGAAAUUCAGAACUGGCCUGGUCGUGUGUCCACUCAACACGAACCUCAACUGGGUCAGCGAGUUCAAGAAAUGGCAAAACAAAAUGGGAGAAGACAAAGUCAAGGUUAGAGAACUGGCCACAGUGAAAAGCACUCCAGAACGACUCCUUGCUCUGCAGGCGUGGCAGAGAGAAGGAGGAGUUAUGAUAAUGGGGUACGAGCUUUAUCGCAUCCUGUCAUCAGCCAAGAAUAUGAACAAUGAGGAGUGUAAGACACAGCUAAAGAAGAUCCUGGUGGACCCAGGCCCAGAUUUUGUGAUUUGUGACGAGGGGCACAUCCUCCGCAACGAAUCAUCCGGCAUCUCCAAGGCAUUGAAUGGCAUCAGGACUCGGCGAAGAGUGGUGCUGACUGGAACACCGAUGCAGAACAACCUGGUCGAGUACCACUGCAUGGUCAACUUCAUCAAGAAGAAUCUUCUGGGCUCAUUGGGCGAAUUCCGAAACCGCUUCAUCAACCCCAUCGAGAACGGCCAGUGUGCCGACUCAACACCGAAAGACGUUCGAAUCAUGAAGAAGCGAGCGCAUGUGCUUCAUGCAAUGUUGGUUGGAUGUGUACAGAGAAGAGAUUACUCUGAGUUGACUCAGUUUCUACCUCCCAAACACGAGUAUGUGCUGGCAGUGCGGGUUUCUCCGCUGCAGUAUAAGUUGUACCGCUACUACCUCGACCACGUCAGCGGUGUGGGUCCCAUGUUGAACUCUGUAAAGAUUAAGAUUGGAGCGAACCUCUUCAAGGACUUUCAGGCGCUCGGCCGAAUCUGGACUCAUCCCUGGUGCCUUCAGCUCAGCUUAACGAAUAAAGAAAAAAAGAGAAAUACGAAAAGGAAGAAUCAAGUUACAGUGGCAGCUCCGCUGAGGAACCAACAACCCAGUGCAACCGAGAGUAGACUGAGAGAGAACAACGGAACAGGAGGAAACAACCCAAACAACAGUGCAAUGGUUAAUGUUUAUGCUUCCAAAGCUGCUCCAGCAGUUCCAGGUGAGACAGCAACACUCAGCCCAAGGUCCGAUGAAGGCUGGUACAAGAGUAUGCUCUCUGAGAGCGACGCCACUAUCCUGCAGCACUCGGGGAAGAUGGUGCUCUUGUUUGAGAUCCUCAGGAUGGCUGAAGACCUGGAUGAGAAAGUGCUCGUGUUCAGUCAGUCCUUGGUCUCAUUAAACCUAAUCGAGGAUUUCCUUGCGGCCUCUCACCACGCCAGAGACCCAGCAGCAUUCAAAGUCGGCAGCUGGAUUAAAAACAUUGAUUACUAUCGUCUUGAUGGCGCCGUCAAUGCUACAAACAGGCAGAAAUGGGCAGAUCUGUUCAACAAUCCUGCAAAUAUCCGCGGGCGGCUGUUUCUCAUCUCAACGAAAGCUGGCUCUCUCGGCAUCAACCUCGUGGCUGCCAACAGGGUCAUCAUCUUUGACGCCUCGUGGAAUCCGUCAUACGACAUACAGAGCAUAUACAGGGUGUACCGCUUCGGGCAGCUCAAACAAGUGUUUGUGUAUCGCUUCCUGGCUCAGGGCACCAUGGAGGAGAAGAUCUAUGAUCGUCAAGUGAUCAAGCAGUCCUUGUCCUAUCGAGUGGUGGAUCAACAGCAGAUCGAGAGGCACUUCACCCUUUUCGAGCUCAAAGAACUUUACACAUUUGAGCCAGACCUGCUGAAUGACCCGAACUCAAAGAAAAGCAAGAGGACCACCUCUGCUUUGCCAAAGGAUCAGAUCCUGACAACGCUGUUGGAAACCUGUAAAGACCAGAUAGUGUCGUACCACGAACACGAAUCUCUGCUGGACCAUAAACAGGAUGAGGAGCUCAGCGAAGCAGAGCGCAAAGCUGCCUGGGCCGAGUACGAGGCCGAGUCAAAAACUCCCAGCCUUCCAGUCAGCUCGGGUCAGGACACCUUCGAAAAGAAGACCAAUGAAGAGCUCUUGGAAUUACUUAACAAGUGCAGAACAAACGUAUCAGUGGCCUUCCUGUCACUGCAGAGGAUGACGUCUCACACCAUUGCCGACUACAUGUUACAAACGCGGCAACAGUAUCCUCAUCUGCUUGAACACGAGAUGAAGAUCAAGGCUGAGAUUUGGAGAACGUGUGAUCAGAAGGAGCAGGAUCGUCGAAAGGCCUUUUAUAAAGAGGUUCUUUCACAGCAACAAACACUUACGCUCAGGAUUCAGGCCAUACUGAACAGUCGAAGGAACCAAGAGAUGCAGGCGGCCGCGGCCACCGUCAACCAGCCUGCACAGAUGUAAACACUUGAUUCACGUUGUUGCAAUCAAGCCGUGAUGCCUUUUGACUUUCACCUCUUUAUAGGGACCUUAUUUAUUACUGUGCUAGUGAAGUGAAUGUAUGAUUUACCAAGACAGAGUAGAGUGCACCUAGCUGCCAAAGAGUAAAAAGCUACGUAACAUUGCAAGUUAUCCGCUUUUAGUUUCAGACGUGACAUUGGAAGUGAUUUGUGUUUUUAACUCUGAGCACUUUAGCUUCCAUAGAACAACAGUUCCGUUGUACCUGAUCGUGGACAGAAACAUGAUCGUCCUUCAGCUUCUUCUUUAAUGUGCCUUACUUUUUAAAUUGACAGUUUUCUUUAUGCUUUAUACUUAACAUUUUAUGUUUCUUACCGGUUGUAAUAAAUUCAUAAAAUAACCUAAA